AUGGUGGCCAUGUUUGAUGACAUGUUGCCUCUUGCCUCUCUGCAGCCUCAUCUUCUGACCUUGCCCCACGAUUCCACAACGCGUUUGGGCCCACCCCAGCCCUUGCAUGCCAGUGCGGCACCUGGCCAACGGAAGCUGCUAGCCCCCAUACCCCCUGCAUCCCCCCACCACCAGCUGCAGCGGAUCAAACUUGCCAGUCUCAAUGAUGCCAAGGCCUCGGACCAGACAGGCUGCUCUGUGGGCAGCCUCAGUCCUCGCAGGACCCCGCCGGCGCCCCGUACUCUGCCCUUCCUCAAUUCGCCCAUUGCCCCUGCUAUCCCCGCCCCCCCAAAGACAACCAGCCACAGACAGUUCCAGAGUAGACUACCCCGUCUCAAGAACACCAUAUCACUCAAUGGGGUCACUGCUGUGACAGAGCAAAAGUCUGUUGAGUCUCUGGCAGGGAGGCAGGAAGAAACGAGGGAGCAUAAGGAGGUGAAGAAGAGGAAAGUGACUGAGGCGAGGCAUACAAGCAAGACCCAGCCGGCCAAGAAUCUGCCAGAGUUGGCCAAACUGCGCCCACUGUCCUGUCCCGAGCAGGCCCUCCUGCAGGCCUUUACAGUGCUCAGCGACGAUGACUGGGGGAAGAAGAUCGAGGCCCUGAUCUCCAUCAGGUCUCUGGCUCAGCACCACGCCAACGUGCUGCUGCCCAGGCUGCAUGAUGUUUGUCUGGCCGUCAAUCAAGAGGUGAAGAACCUGCGCUCAGUGGUGUCCCAUGCUGCCAUGGUGACGCUGGCCCACCUGUUUGCUCACCUGGGGCAGGACAUGGAUGCGGAGGCCGAGGGCGCAGCCCGGACACUGCUGCCGAAGGCUGGAGAGUCCAGCAGCUUCAUGAAGGACAUGGAUCUGGCCCUGGGGUACAUGGUGUAUAACACCAACCCCAUCCGCAGCAUGAACGCUCUCAUCAACGGAGGGCUCAGUCACAAACAUACAGCCGUGAGGAAGAGCACUGCACGGCACCUGGAGAAAGUGACGGAGGUCAUAGGGGCAGCUCGUCUCCUGUCCGGCAAAAACGACCUGACUGCCCGCUUCAUCCAUACUGCCAGCUGCUUGGCCCUUGACAACACACUGGAAGUCAGGAAUCAGGCCCGUAACAUUCUGUCUGUAGUGGCCUCCCAUCCCGACCUCAUCAAGAUGGUGGAAAGGUUCGCCCCUCUGAGUGAUCAAAUCCGCAUGAAGGACUUUAUUAACAAAUGCCAGAAAAGACCUUCGCCUUGAAGUGGACAUCAGAGCCAGGGCGAGACAGGGCAUCCACAGGGUCACAGACACACAACACAACCAAAACACACACACACACACACACACACACACACACACACACACACACACACACACACACACACACAC
Alosa sapidissima (American shad) is the source of this 1386-nucleotide messenger RNA. Its product is annotated as TOG array regulator of axonemal microtubules protein 1-like. Gene Ontology annotation, molecular function: microtubule binding. The transcript is spliced from 8 exons. The record is from RefSeq and is a predicted model, not a curated record. Gene Ontology annotation, biological process: microtubule cytoskeleton organization. The coding region runs from base 1 to 1257 and encodes 418 amino acids. Gene Ontology annotation, cellular component: cilium; cytoplasmic microtubule. NCBI's taxonomy places the organism in Eukaryota, Metazoa, Chordata, Actinopteri, Clupeiformes, Clupeidae.